Messenger RNA from Bursaphelenchus okinawaensis, 1003 nucleotides. Lineage: Eukaryota; Metazoa; Nematoda; Chromadorea; Rhabditida; Aphelenchoididae. The record is from the annotation of a GenBank genome assembly.
AUGUUGGGAAUAGUAACAGAACGAUGCACAGCAACGUACUAUAGAUAUCACUACGAGCAGCAAACUAAUAAGAUGGCUAAGAUAUACGCUUUUGUUAUAAUUGUGUAUGGUUGCUUCUUUGCUUGGCUAUGUUGGUAUCUCAGUGGGCAUGUUAGUGGUAAGUUUAAUCUAUUUCUUAUAGGGUAGAAUAGAAUAAUUUUACAAAAAAUUAAUAUUUUUUAUAUAAUUUUAAAAAUUUUAGAAGUCUUUCCCACAAGAUGUAUCCUUCUCAACCGCUAUCCAGUACUAGACGCACUUGGAUUCACAGUGUGUGCAGUGACAGUACUAAUUUGCGCGGUACCAUGUGCCUACAUGUUUGUAUACAAUAGAAAUGUAUAUAACAAUCGAGUACGCUUAGAGUCACUGAGUUCGAGGUUUCAAUUGAAUGAGAAUCUACAUGUUUUGAAGUGUUUUCUGAUCGUAUUUGUGUUGUGCUUUGUCUUCAUUGGAUCUACUGGCUUUUGGACGAUCCAAGUUGCUGCCUAUUUGUCGUUGUAUGAAGAUGUGGCAAAAAAUUUGGUUAAUAUUGGGGUUCUUGUUAGGGUAAGUUUAUUAUAAUAUGUUUUAGUAUGUUGUGAUUAAAGGGUUGGCUGGGUUAAGGAGGCCGUCAGCUUUUCUACAAAAUUAAAAAAAAAUCUAUGUAAAAUACGCAGAAAAACUGUUGUUUUGUAAAAUACAUACUCAACAUACUCAUACUUAGACCAACUUUUUUAUUCUUCAGGUAUCCCACAUAAUGGUAGACAGUGUGCCAAUUGUAUUUGAAAUCGUAUUUCUUCUAAAACACCCAGUAAUUUGUCGCAAAGCACAGUCUACUAUACUCCGUUAUAAGCCGGACUGGUUUCAAUCUAGAACAGAUAGCGUGUUCAUAAUCAAAGAACUACAAAUCAGUCCGUACACUUCAGCUGAAGCCGACGAUUACUUCAAUCAACUCAAAAAUGUCUGGAGAAUUGAUGAAAGUAAAUAG